AUGGAACCUAUUCUCAGUCAAGCUUAUGGCUACGGGUUUUCUGUGGGCCUUGGUGCAGCAUUUGCCCUUUUGAUGUCUGUGAUUACCAGAGUGCUCUCUUCAUAUCUUGGACAGGUGCAAAACUCUGAGCGGUUUUCCACAGCUUCCAGAAACGUCAAGUCGGGUUUGAUUGCAUCCAGUACUGUAUCUGCCUGGACCUGGCCUGCCACACUCCUUUCAUCAGGUGCCUGGAGCUAUUCGCAUGGCAUUAGUGGCGGAUUUUUGUAUGGUGUUGGUGGAACAAUACAAGUGACAUUAUUUUUGUUCUUGGCCAUCCAGAUCAAGCGAAAGGCCCCUUCAGCUCAUACUGUGUCCGAAUGUUUUUCUAUCCGCUUUGGAAAGACAGGCCAUUGGAUGUUUUUAGCUUACUGUGUUGCAACCAACGUUUUAAUUUCGUCUUUGCUUCUCUUGGGCGGGUCCCAAGGGUUCUCUGCUGCCACUGGAAUGCAUACCGUUGCUGCUUCCUUUCUUUUGCCUUUGGGUGUUGUGGUGUACACUGCUUUGGGUGGCUUGAAAGCCACGUUUGUGUCAGAUUGGAUCCACACUGUCAUUAUCUACGGAAUGCUUCUUGCCACAGCGUACAAAGUGUACUGUUCUUCGCCACUAAUUGGGUCUCCUGCAAAAAUGUACGACCUCUUGGUGAAAGCUCAGAGCCUUUUUCCAUCGGAAACUGGAAGCAGUUAUCUUUCCUUCAAAGAUAAAGAUAUGAUGUUUUUAACCUGGACGGUGACCAUUGGUGGGCUUAGUUCCGUUUUCGGCGAUCCAGGCUACUCACAGAGAGCGAUUGCAGCAGACCCUUCUAAUGCUUUCGCUGGCUACUUGAUGGGAGGAAUUUGCUGGUGGGUCAUUCCGUUUUCCUUGGGCUCUUCAGCUGGUUUGGCAUGUCGAGCAUUGUUGGACAAUCCUGCUUCUGUCACUUAUCCCAAUCCACUAACCCCACAUGAGGUUGAUGCUGGCUUACCAGUGAUCUAUGGAAUGGCUGCUGUUUUUGGUAAAAGUGGUGCUGCUGCUGGAUUAGUGAUGCUUUUCAUGUCCGUGACCUCGGCAACUUCAGCUGAACUUAUUGCUUUCUCUUCCAUCACCACAUACGACGUUUACAGGACGUAUAUCAAUCCAGAAGCCAGCGGAAAAAAGUUGGUACGAGCGGCGCAUGUUUCUGUUGUGACCUUUGGAAUUUUUAUGGCUAUCUUAUCUGUUGUCUUUAACUACAUUGGAGUCACUGUGAGCUGGCUUUUAAGUUUCUUGGGCAUCAUCCUUUCGCCUGAAGUUACAGCAGUGACUUUGACGUUAUUUUGGGGCAAGAUGACCAAACUCUCAUUGAUCGUUGCUUGUCCCUUGGGAACUUUGACCGGAGUCGCCUGCUGGAUGGGUGCUACAUAUCAUUUUGCAGAUGGUGUCAUUAACAGAGACACUGUGAUGACAGCUCAAGCAACUUUUGUUGGUAACAUCACUUCAUUAUUGUCCACGCCGAUAUACAUUGCAAUAAUUUCCUACCUCAAGCCUGAAGGGCUGUUUGAUUUGAACCUUUUAAACGACGAGAUCAAAAUGGGUGAUGAUAUCGACACUGAGGAAAAACAGGCUCUUAUCAAAAGUCCGCUGGUGGAGAGAACCUUAAGGAUCCAACUGUGGUCAAGUUUAUUCAUCAACUUGUUCAUUGUGCUCGGGGCGUAUGUGAUUAUUCCCACGGCACUUUACGGCAGUAAUCAUGAUCUCAGCAAAAGCUCCUUUGUGGGAUUGAUUGUCGUGAUGUUGAUUUGGCUUGUCUUAGCUGCGGUAUACAUUGUUGCCACUCCUUUGUGGCAAGGAAGACACUCGAUCAUUCAAAUCGUUCGUGCACUUUGUGGAAAAGAAACUUCAGCUUUGGCCAGUGUUUCGCAUCUGAGCCAGGAAAGUAGCGUCGAGGAGGUCACUGAUGUGUUUCAAAUUAAGAAGUAA
Messenger RNA from Clavispora lusitaniae ATCC 42720, 1974 nucleotides. Its product is annotated as sodium:solute symporter family protein. The record is from RefSeq and is a predicted model, not a curated record. Gene Ontology annotation, molecular function: putrescine transmembrane transporter activity; spermidine transmembrane transporter activity; urea transmembrane transporter activity. NCBI's taxonomy places the organism in Eukaryota, Fungi, Ascomycota, Pichiomycetes, Serinales, Metschnikowiaceae. Gene Ontology annotation, cellular component: plasma membrane. Gene Ontology annotation, biological process: spermidine transport; putrescine transport; urea transmembrane transport.